AAAAAGCAACGUUUGUGUUAGCUCAGCACACAGAUCAAGAGCCACACCCACAACAGAAGAAGAAAAACAAACAAUCACAAAGCUGAAAAACAAAAAAAAUAAAAAUGUAUGAGACUAUUAUUGGAAAUUAUUACAACAUUUAGAUGUCUUGAUAUUGUUACGAAAAAAAGAAAAACAUUGCUGCAGCAACAUUCUGGUUUUAGGUAUACUGUGACUUUUGUUGGUUCACACAGGAGGAAAUGAGGCAGCCACACACACACGCAUGCACACACACCUCCUGUUGCUCGUCACCAUCAGCAGUGACAGGAAGCGUCCGUCUCUGCUCGUUCUUCACGUCGUGCUGUUGGAUGUUUUAUUUGAGCAGCUGCCUGUUUUUCUUCUAACAAAACAAAACAAAUCUGAAAAUACAUCAUUGGGUUUCUUUAAUUCUUCUUCUAAAGCAUACAGCUUUUGAAGGUUUGAAAGUUAAUACAAAGGAUUUACUCGUCGAAAGUUCUUUUUAAAAAAAAAAAUAAUAAUAUUGACAGGUGGAGAUGAGUUCUGAAGGUCUGGGGCUCGCGGAGGGCCUGGGUGAGGAGGACAUCAGUCAGGAGGAGUUGGACUUCUCCGACCUGUUUCUGUACAACUCAUCUGGAGAGGAUUUCCCUGUCCAUAAAGAUGACUCAGGUUCUCUCCUGCAAAACAACAGCCAGCCUCCCCUGCUGGUGGUCGACCAUCACGCUUCGUCGUACAUCUCCAGCUCCAACCAGCUGGCCUCCAGUCAGGACUUCUCUCACAGCCCCACCACAGAGCAACUGUCAGGGGCGGUGUUUAACUCCCUGGGGCUGACAACAAGACCAGGGAACAUCCCUGCUCCCAGCCCCAGGAUUGAGAUCACCGUCACGUCGGGUGACUCUCUCAGCUCUCACACCCUGGACCCGAGCCCCGGCACCAAAGCUCUGGGUGCCUACAGGGACUGCGUGAGCCCAGCCAGCAGUAACUCGUCCACAGGCUGGCCUGCAGAGGCGUACUCUCCUGUGGCUUCACCGUGCGUCUCCCCUUCAGUCGGAGGCUGUAACGUGGGGUUGUCUGCAUUAGACCUCUGUCCAGUCCUCCAAGGUAUCCACACUUCUUCUGCCCACUCCUCUCCAGGAGCCUCACCUCGCAACAGCAUAACAGAAGAGACCUUACUACAGCCCCAGAACCAACAACCCGCGUCAUCAAUCCCUCACCAGCGGUCACGCUCUGCCUCACCGCACGGAAAACGCUCCUAUGACCAGACCAAUCCCUAUCAAGGAGGCACUCCCGUCAAGCAGCGCUCUCGCAGCCCAAGCCCCAUCCCCUUGUCUCAUGAGCAGCAGGGGACCUUCUACCUUCAGGCUCAAGCUGAGUUCCAGCCCCAAGUCCAGGCAUGCUCCCUGGGCCUGGAGGAGAUGCCGAACAGCCUCACCUCCAGUCAGCCCAGAGUGGUGCCUGCUGCAGUGGUGAGAGAUGCACAUGUGCAGGCUCAAAGGCUGGACUGUGUGCACAGAGAGGGGUACGACUGGGCCAUUGAGCAGGAGAGGAUGGGCAGGACAGGACCUGAAGUCAAGUCUGAAACCUUCUAUAUGCUCCCAACUGUGUGGCCUCCUCCUCAUACAAUCCACCAAGGAGCAUUCAGUGCUCUGCCCGUGGCUCCAGCCCCACUUCCAUCUUUAGAGUGGCCGUUGCCCAGUAAGUCCGGUCAGUAUGAGCUUCUUAUCCAGCAGCAGCCCAGAUCCCACCACAGAGCUCACUAUGAGACAGAGGGAAGUCGCGGGGCUGUGAAGACAUCUAAUGGAGGGCAUCCGGAAGUUCAGCUCCAUGGGUACCAAGGCACGGCUCCACUGGGGCUGCAGGUCUUCAUAGGAACAGCCGACGAGAGGCUGCUGAAGCCGCACGCUUUCUACCAGGUGCAUCGCAUCACCGGGAAGACCGUCACCACGCCUAGUAUGGAGAGGAUGACCAAUGGGACCAAACUGUUGGAGAUCCCUCUGGAGCCCAAGAACCACAUGAGAGUGGUUAUCGACUGUGUAGGAAUCCUGAAGCUGAGAAACGCCGAUAUCGAGUUGAGGAACGGUGAGACGGACAUUGGACGAAAAAACACACGUGUUCGUUUGGUGUUCCGUGUCCACAUUCCUCAACCUGGAGGCCAAAUCACAUCCCUUCAAGUUGCCUCUGAGCCUAUUGAAUGCUCCCAGCGCACAGCUCAGGAGCUCCCCGCGGUCGAGAGGCAGGAUCUGGAUCGAUGCUCAGUACAUGGCGGUCAGCAAAUGGUCCUUACUGGACAGAAUUUCACACCUGACUCCAAAGUGAUAUUCUCAGAAAAGACACAAGAUGGGCAACAAAUCUGGGAGAUGGAGGCUACUGUGGAUAGAGACAAGACGCAAGCUAAUAUGCUGUUUGUUGAGGUACCUCCCUAUCGAGACCAGACCAUUUCCCACCCAGCCAAGGUCAACUUCUAUGUCAUCAAUGGGAAGAAGAAACGCAGUCAGCCUCAGCACUUCAUCUACACUCCAGUGAUAGCUAUUAAAACAGAACCACUAGAGGACUACCAGUUGAAUUCGUACAGCUACUCAGACAAACAGGCUUUGACUGGCCUGUCAAUGAAGUCACUCCAUCACCACCUGGAGCAGGACAGCAACCUUCAAGCCUUGAAUAUUUCUCCAACACUGUACCAUCUAACCACUGUAGACGCCAGAGCCCACGUGUUAACCACUGACCAACUGGACGACCAACCAGUCUAUUACCAGUCCAGAGACGGCACUCUCAUCAACAACUCCAUGCUGUACCACACUGCAAACCAACAUUACAGCAACUGUGGUGCCGCCUUCCUUGGUGGUUCCCCAAUGGCUUCCCACCCUGCCUCCACUCCCAGCCAGUGUGUCAGUGCCAGGGCCUCUUUGGCCAAAUUGGGCCAGGGUCCUCACGUCGGUGAUUCAUUUGAGGCCUGUCUGAUGUCAAGACAUCAGAGUUUUGUGCAGACAGCACUGCCACUAGGAAAGUCACCACCUUCGAGGUACAUCUACACUCAAGCUCAAGCUCAAGCUCAAGCUCAAGCUCAAGCUCAAGCCCCUAAGCCCGUAGGCCGAGUGGAGCCCAGCAUGCAGUGUCUGAACCAGAUCAGCCCUGGAAGAGGAAACUAUGAGGAACAGGCACCAGAGAGGGUCACAGUAAAACAAGAGAACCUUCGCUAUGCUUACCUGGAGGAUGUCAAUGACAUCAUAAGAAGAGACCUGAGAGGCCACAAUGGCGAAUGAACCUUGGAGACCUGCAGCUGCCCUGAUAUCCAUUCGAUGUAAAGCUUGGUUAGCAGUAAGCUUAAAAGGUGGACUAAAUAUGAGCACAAGGUCCUGAUUGUCUUGGAAGAAGUUUUGUACUUGUGAAGUUGUAAACCAAAUUGUUGGCAGAUAUUUAAGGAAAGCAGUAGAAACGUAUCCACUAUAGGCUAAUGUAGAGUGAUUCACAUUCCAAACACAGCUACAGCAUUUCAUAUGAAAAUACAAGUCCACUCUUUGUUAGCCUUUAAUAUUGCCUUAUUUUUGAGCCUUAGCAAAGAUAAUAGAACAUGUGUCAUACCGUAUAUUAUGCAUCUUUAGGUUGUUUUUUUUUUAACCAGUUUGAAUUCUGUCUGUUCAUAUAUUUGUACAAUUUCUCUUUUAAAGCAUGUAUACAAUAUUUUUUAUUAAAUAAAUGCUGUUUAUAUUAAUUUGUGUGUUUUCAUCAAGAGCAGGAAUGGGUUGAGGAAUUACUUAUAUAAAUAUUCUAAAACUGCCUUUGUGUUAAAGCUCUAGUGUUGGGGUAGAAAUGUUAAUCAGAAGACUGAACAUAAUAAACACAUUUUGGGAAUUAAAUAAACAAACUCCCUUCAUUU
Messenger RNA from Acanthopagrus latus (yellowfin seabream), 3871 nucleotides. RefSeq names its product nuclear factor of activated T-cells, cytoplasmic 2-like. Bases 534 to 3257 code for a protein of 907 amino acids. The record is from RefSeq and is a predicted model, not a curated record. Gene Ontology annotation, cellular component: transcription regulator complex. Gene Ontology annotation, molecular function: DNA-binding transcription factor activity, RNA polymerase II-specific; transcription factor binding; RNA polymerase II cis-regulatory region sequence-specific DNA binding. The transcript has 10 exons. Gene Ontology annotation, biological process: regulation of transcription by RNA polymerase II; cytokine production; calcineurin-NFAT signaling cascade. Lineage: Eukaryota; Metazoa; Chordata; Actinopteri; Spariformes; Sparidae.